AUGUAUUUCGGGAAAAAAGGGCCGGUAUUGGGGGUCGGGGGCGUUGGUUAUAAUGGUAUUAUUGCUGGCUUUGGAGCGGUCGGUAACCGUUCCGCCGCUUACGGGGCUGUUAGCGCCGCUAGCAGCCGCGCCGAAAGCGCGUUCGCGCGCGGACAUAUGUUCGGUGGCAAACCGGGGGCGAGGAAUUUGAAUUUAAUCUACAAUUUUUACCGCAUUAAUAUUUUUUUGCCCAAAAAACGGGUACGGCAUAUUUAA
Molecule: messenger RNA, 255 nt
Organism: Gaeumannomyces tritici R3-111a-1
Lineage: Eukaryota; Fungi; Ascomycota; Sordariomycetes; Magnaporthales; Magnaporthaceae
Exons: 3
Coding region: 1-255 (84 amino acids)
Source: RefSeq, a predicted model, not a curated record